Didymodactylos carnosus is the source of this 1056-nucleotide messenger RNA. The record is from the annotation of a GenBank genome assembly. Lineage: Eukaryota; Metazoa; Rotifera; Eurotatoria; Philodinida; Philodinidae.
AUGUUAUUAACUAUUUAUUCAUCUAAAAUACAUUCAUGCACAUCAUUACUGUUAGUGAUUUAUCAAACCAUUCUGUAUUUAUCACUUUUGGCCGUUGUGUCAGAUAUAUUUCUACCUGGUGCUAUCUGUGGUUUAAGUUCGAAAGAAGUUGAUGAACAUUUAGAACAAGGAAAAAAAUUAUUAGCAGUUGGUCAACUAGCGGAUGCUUUAACACAUUUUCAUUCUGCUGUUGAGGGCGAUCCAAAAAAUUAUGUUGCUUACUUUCGACGAGCAACUGUUUAUCUUGGACUGGGAAAAUCGAAAUCCGCAUUACCUGAUCUGUCCAAAGUUAUUGAACUUAAACCUGAUUUUAUCGCUGCUCGUAUGCAACGUGGAAAUGUGCUAUUUAAACAAGGUAAUUUUGCAGAAGCGAAGAAAGAUUUUGAAACAGUUAUUCAAACAGAGCCAAAUAAUGCUGAUGCUCUUAAACAAUUAGAAACAUUAUUGACAGUAAUAAAUGAUAGUAAACAAGCCGAAACAUUUUAUCAACAAAAAGAAUAUAUCCAAGCACUUGAUAUUUUAUCAAAAAUUAUUGAACAUUGUCCAUGGUCAAUCAAAUUUCGAGAAUUACGUGCUGAUAGUUACUUAAAUGUAAAUGACUAUGCGAAGGCUGUCACUGAUUUAAAAGCAACAGCCAAACUGAUACCAGAUAAUACUGCAGCAUUUUUGAGAAUCAGUGAAUUAUUAUAUCAAAUGGGAGAAGCGGAAGACAGUUUAAAUAAUAUUCGUGAAUGUUUAAAACUAGACCCUGAUCAUAAACAAUGUCAUACUCAUUAUAUAAAAAUAAAAAAAUUAGCAAAACAAUUUGAUUCGAUUAAAGAAUUUAUAAAUGCACAGAAAUGGACAGAAUGUAUUGAGAAAUCAACACAAAUUUUAAAAUUAACUGAUCCACAAUCAUCAACAUUUAUUUUUAAAGCAAAAAAUUUUAUGUGCACGUGUUCCUCAAAAUCAAAAGCAUCAGCGCAAGAAACAAUUAAAAUAUGCACAGAAAUUUUAGGUAUGAAGAAUUAUACUUAG